UUUUGAGCGUGAGAACGCCCCGUUUCUGCGUUUGUGGCUGCCUCACUCACUCAGCGCCAAAAACCCUUUUCGAAGAACAUCCUCAGCAUAAGCUACCUUUGUGCUGUGCUGUCUCAAAUGUUUAUGAAGUCGCAACUGCCACCACGCGCCUCCUCUGUCUCUUCGAAAUGACUCGUUUCCCUCGUCUCCAUAUCUUCGCUAGGCCUUUUCUCUCCCCCUUCUUCCAGAAUGAAGGUAGGGAAAUAAUAACUAGGAUUGGCAGGAAUGCCUGCACUCUUUCUUCUACAGCUGAAGAUUCAGAUUUAGAAUGUGAGACGAUCCAUGAUGAUGUCAGAGCAGCAGAAAAAAAUAAUGCACUUUGUUUGGCUGUCUCACAGCUUGCUAGCGAGUUUAGCAAGGAAUCUAUGUUAUCUCUGCAGAAGUUUUUUGGUGUACGCCGUGCUCGUGUGAUAUCUACAGGAUCCUUGAAGCUCGACCUAGCUCUUGGAGUUGGAGGAUUACCAAAGGGUAGAAUUGUGGAAAUUUAUGGGCGAGAAGCAGCUGGUAAGACUACACUUGCACUUCAAAUUAUUAAAGAGGCUCAAAAGCUUGGAGGAUAUUGUGCAUAUCUUGAUGUAGAAAAUGCAUUGGACUUCUCACUUGUGGAAUCAAUAGGCGUAAAUACUGAAAACCUUCUUGUAUCAAAUCCUGAUUGUGCUGAAAAUUUGUUAAGCAUGGUGGAUACAUUAACAAAAAGUGGAGCUGUAGAUGUGAUUGUGAUUGAUAGUGUUGCUGCCCUUGUCCCCAAAUGCGAACUUGAUCAAUUAGGAGUUAGCACUAAGCGAGAUUUACAAUCACGAAUGAUGACUCAAGCUCUGCGGAAAAUUCAUUAUUCAUUAUCUCACUCUCAAACUCUCAUUGUUUUCAUUAAUCAGAUUAGAUUGAGUCCAAAAUCAGAUAAGGAAUGUAGAUCUGUGGAAGAAGUCACUUGUGGUGGAAAUGCCUUGAGAUUCUAUGCAGCUGUUCGAUUGAGACUUUCAAGAAUGGGAUUGAUCAAAACUGAGGAUAAGGUAGAGGGUGUUCAUAUCUGUGCGCAAGUGGUAAAAAACAAACUAGCACCAGCAGCAAUGAAAAGGGCUGAACUGGGUAUCAAGUUUGGAAGAGGCUUUUGCCAUGAGUCAGAGGUCUUAGAUUUGGCUUGUGAACAUGGAGUCAUUGUGCAAGAUGAGGGAAGCUACUUCAUUGAAGGGAAUGUUUUUGAUAGUAGGGAAGCAGCUGAACUGUUUUUGGCAAAAAAUGAUGCCAUUUGUGACCAGUUGGUUAGGGAUAUGAGAAGACUUUAUUUUUAAAAUCUGGUGGAUUUACUAGGCCAAAUCUCUUUCAAUGGUAUGCUUGGCAGACUUUAUGCAAUUGAGCAUUGGCAACACGUUAUCAAAGGCAUUGAUAUUGCCUUCAGUGGGUAUCAACCAUUUUUCAGAUGAGCAUAAGGCAUUUUAAGUUACAGGAAUAUUCAUUGGCUUGGAUCUAGGCAUGCAAUGCUGCAAAUUCACCCGACCAAAUGAGAAAUUUGAUUGCUCUUGUGAACCAUCUGACACACCUUCCUGUGUAUUGCUGAGGAAUGGUGGUUAUAUUCAUUUGUCAAAGAAAUGUGCCAUUAUGGAACUGUAAUGUAAAUGAUGAACUGCUUUCAUUUCUUGUCCCCCUGUCCUUAAUUCUCAGGAUAGAUUCUUCAGAAUGAAAGCAAAAAAUAUUUUUCUCGAAUCAAGUGGUCCCUUGCCUUU
Cajanus cajan (pigeon pea) is the source of this 1760-nucleotide messenger RNA. It is a transcript of the gene RECA3, whose product is annotated as RECA homolog 3. Gene Ontology annotation, biological process: DNA repair. Gene Ontology annotation, molecular function: ATP-dependent DNA damage sensor activity; ATP binding; single-stranded DNA binding. The record is from RefSeq and is a predicted model, not a curated record. NCBI's taxonomy places the organism in Eukaryota, Viridiplantae, Streptophyta, Magnoliopsida, Fabales, Fabaceae.